Messenger RNA from Paramecium sonneborni, 752 nucleotides. NCBI's taxonomy places the organism in Eukaryota, Ciliophora, Oligohymenophorea, Peniculida, Parameciidae. The record is from the annotation of a GenBank genome assembly.
UAAAAAUUUAUGAAUUAAAAGAAACUAUAAGUCGAACAAAAGUCUCCUCGGCUCUUGAUAUUUCCAAAAUAAUAAUAGAAUUAAGUUAACAGUAGAGCAGCCAUGAAUUAUUUUACAGAAAAGAAAAAAGAACAUUAAUAAAUAAGUUUGAACAAAUAGGUUUUACCUCCUGAAUUCUAUAUAUCUUUAUUGUCUUUAGAGCCAAAAUAAUCUUAAUUACAUAACCCAAACAUUGAGUUGAUACGAACUUUAAUUGAUAGCUAUCUUAUUAUUAUUGAAUAACUUCAAGGAUAAGAUGGAUUGAUGAUUUAUUUUAAGGAUAAAAUUAAUAGUUUAUUAGAACAACCCUAAGUCAGACAGUGUAUUUAAAACAGUGAUAACAUUUAAUUAUAAUAAAUGUUAGAAAAAAGUUAAUAAUCUUAUUGCAAAUAAACAAAUGUCGAAGAAAUGGAAGCAUAUAUGAAUAUUAAUUAACCUAAAGUCAGAAACUCAUUAGCUACUUAUUUAACCAUGCAUGAUAGAUUAGAAAAAGAAUAUGACAAAGCUUAGCAAAUCUUACAAGAUUAUGAUGAUCAUGUUGCCCAGUUUGAUGAAAUGAUGCAAAAGGAUCUUGAUAAUUAAAAGAAUGCAUUAGAAGAUAGAUUAAAAAAAAGAAGUAAUUUCUAUUAAUUAAAUUAAAAUAGAUGAUAUUAAAAAAAGGUAUUCUGGUCAUGAAUAGAGACCAAAUCCUAAUGACUAUUGAUAAUUUGUAU